AUGUCUGCAUCAUCUUUCUUAGCUCCACAACAUCAAAUCAAAGGCCAGACCGCGAUCAUCACCGGUGGUACUAAAAACUUGGGUGGUGCCGUUGCCAAAGAAUUGGCCAGAUUAGAAGCCAAUUUGUUUCUCCACUAUCGAUCCGAUCCGCAGCAAGCCAAGUCGUUCCAACAAGAAAUCAUCAAGGAAUUUCCGCAAGUUAAAGUUGAAAUUUACCAAGCUGACUUUAAAGUUGCUGAUGAUGUAGCUAAAUUCUUCCAAGCGGGCAAGGCAGCAUUUCCGCAAGGUAUCGAUAUUGCCGUCAACAAUAUCGGCCAAGUCAUCAAAAAGGAAAUAACCCAAUUCACCGAGGAGGAAUUCGAGUCCUUAGACUUGAACAACAACAAAGUGGCGUUCUUUUUCAUCAAGGAAGCAGGCUUGAACUUAAACGAUAACGGCAGAAUUGUCACUUUGACCACGUCGUUGUUGGCUGCUUACACUGAAUAUUACGGUGGGUACCAAGGAACCAAGGCUGGAGUCGAGUUUUAUUCCAAGGCUGCCUCAAAAGAGUUGCUCAGCAGAGGCAUAACUUCCAACACCGUUUCUCCGGGACCAAUGGAGACUUCGUUUUUGAUCAACUCGGAAAAAAAGGAGGCUCUUGAAUUCUACAAGACUGUUGCGUUGCACCAGAGAUUGACUCAGGUCUCGGACAUUGUUCCAAUUAUCCGAUUCUUGGUCACCGAAGGUACGUGGAUCACGGGCCAAAACAUCUUUGCCUCGGGUGGUUUCACUGCUCGUUAA
Lodderomyces beijingensis is the source of this 780-nucleotide messenger RNA. The record is from the annotation of a GenBank genome assembly. Lineage: Eukaryota; Fungi; Ascomycota; Pichiomycetes; Serinales; Debaryomycetaceae.